AACCCCAUUCUGUCCCGUCUCCCCCUUCAAGUUUCCAUUCCAUUUCACCCUCGCACCUGGAAAGUUCUUGUCUAAAGACUAUUGCUUUCUUAGACUGCUGCUGGGUAGAGUUGGUUCUCUAGCUGAAGCACCUCGAGAAUUUAACUGGGUUGGGAUUGGAUCUUGGGUUAGAGCUACAGGUUCGAGGAAAAUCGGGUUUUUGACUUUGUAGCCGAAGCUAGAGGUUCAGCUUCUUGGUAUUAUCAUGGAUUCUCCUCAGUCUGUUGUGUCACCAUUUAAGAGCUCUGUUGUAGCUGAGCAUGAGAAGCAGAAAUCCGAUUUUUCCACUCAUGGGUCUGGUGGCUUAUCAAAGGGAUCUGAAGUUAACGGAAAGGAAGUUGUAAUGUCUAACCUGGAAAACGUUGGAGUUCUUGAUGUUUACGUACACCAGGCUAGGGACAUCCAUAACAUCUGCAUUUACCACAAGCAAGAUGUCUAUGCCAAGCUUUGCUUGACUAGUGAUCCUGAAUUUGCAGUGUCCACCAAGAUCAUAAAUGGUGGUGGGAAGAAUCCAGUGUUCAAUGAAAACCUAAGUCUCAAUGUCCGAACUGUUGAAUCCUCCCUCAAAUGUGAGAUAUUCAUGAUGAGCAGGGUGAGGAACUAUCUUGAAGAUCAGUUGCUGGGAUUUGCAUUGGUGCCUUUGUCUGAACAGUGAAAGACUCAGACAUGCCAACAUCACUUCCAAAUGAGCUAGACAAGAUUGAGUUCCCAGAUCCAAAAAUUGUGAAUGAGAACCAGAUAAUGGUUUCUGAGUACUUUGGAAUCUCUUGUACCAGUCUAGAGUCAGAAACGUCUGAGAGUUUGGUCACUUCUGAUACUGAAAAUCAGCUCAGUUCAGAAAUGGGUGUUCAUGGGGUGGAAAGCUCUACAGUCAACUCUAUCCAAGCCCCCAAGCUUGAUUCUCCUCCAAGCAGUGUGUCAACUAGUGGGGUCUCUUCUCCAUCCAUUGCUGCUAGCUCUGAGUCCUCCGAUGCUCCAGCUGCUUCAAAAACUACUGCUCAGGAACACAGCUCAGCCCCUAAAGAGAAAACUGCAGAUGUUGGAGAUGGUGAGAGUGAUUCCUCUGGGGCACCAAGUGAUUCAGUUUUAAAGCCUUUUGUUACUGUGAAUAUUGAGCCAGAGCAGAAGGUGGUUCAGCAGGACAUAGUGGACAUGUAUAUGAAAAGCAUGCAGCAAUUUACUGAGUCACUGGCAAAAAUGAAACUUCCCCUUGACAUCGACAAUGGACCAGCUGAAUCUGGGAAUUCAAGCUCCGAGAAGAAACUAGAGGCAUCAAAAAGCCCUGCUUCCCGUGUGUUCUAUGGAAGUAGGGCCUUUUUCUGAGCUUUCGCUCCCCUGGUCCCACGGAAUGGGAAAACACACAGGUGACUAUAGACUUUAGACUGUGGACUGAUCCUAAUAUUUAAUUGCAAUAAUAUAUCAUGUAGUGGUGUUUUCCUUUGUAUGUUUUAAGAUGCUUUAGGUGAGGGGCAAAAUCAUGACUUGUAUUAUUAUCAUCUCUCCUGUUUCUACUGUUGUUAGUAUAAAUGAACCUUUCCUCU
Rubroshorea leprosula is the source of this 1580-nucleotide messenger RNA. Lineage: Eukaryota; Viridiplantae; Streptophyta; Magnoliopsida; Malvales; Dipterocarpaceae. The record is from the annotation of a GenBank genome assembly.